This is a messenger RNA of Cricetulus griseus (Chinese hamster), 1608 nucleotides long. Lineage: Eukaryota; Metazoa; Chordata; Mammalia; Rodentia; Cricetidae. The record is from RefSeq and is a predicted model, not a curated record.
AUGACACCUGUCAGAGCCAUAACUGUCUUUGAAGAUCUCAUGAGAAACUCCCUGAAGAAUGCUGUGAAAGUUGAGCAUGUAGGGUUUGCUGCUCAAUGGAACAAUUCUGUGGCUGCUGUUGUUAUUGGCAUCGCCAUAGGAGUCUUGGUUCGUGGACACAGUGAGCUCUCAAACCUGGAUAAAUUCUACUUCGCUUUUCCUGGAGAAAUUCUAAUGAGGAUGCUGAAGCUUGUCAUCUUGCCAUUGAUUAUAUCCAGCAUGAUCACAGGUGUCGCUGCACUGGAUUCCAAUGUAUCGGGAAAAAUUGGUCUGCGUGCCGUAGUGUAUUACUUCUGCACCACCAUCAUUGCUGUGAUCCUCGGUAUUGUGCUGGUUGUGAGCAUUAAGCCUGGUGUCUCUCAGAAAGUGAGUGAAAUCAGCAGGACAGGCAAAAGCCCUGAAGUCAGCACAGUGGAUGCCAUGUUGGACCUGAUCAGGAACAUGUUCCCUGAGAACCUGGUGCAAGCCUGUUUUCAGCAGUACAAAACCAAGCGUGAAGAAGUGAAGCCUGUCAGUGAUCCUGGGGGGAAUGUGACAGAGAUGUCUGUCACCACCGCCAUGACAACAAUGUCUAAGAACAAGACAAAGGAAUACAAAAUUGUGGGCCUGUAUUCAGAUGGCAUCAACGUCUUGGGCUUAAUUAUCUUUUGCCUUGUCUUCGGACUUGUCAUUGGGAAAAUGGGAGAAAAGGGGCAGAUUCUGGUGGAUUUCUUCAACGCAUUGAGUGACGCAACCAUGAAAAUCGUCCAGAUCAUCAUGUGCUACAUGCCGAUCGGUAUUUUGUUCCUAAUUGCUGGGAAGAUCAUAGAAGUGGAAGACUGGGAAAUAUUCCGCAAGCUGGGCCUUUACAUGGCCACUGUCCUGAGUGGGCUUGCCAUCCACUCCAUUGUAGUCCUGCCUCUCAUCUACUUCAUAAUUGUGCGGAAAAACCCUUUCCAAUUUGCCUUGGGCAUGGCGCAGGCUCUCCUGACAGCUCUCAUGAUAUCUUCCAGUUCAGCAACCCUACCAGUUACAUUCCGCUGUGCAGAAGAAAAGAACCAGGUGGAUAAGAGGAUCACAAGAUUUGUGCUGCCUGUUGGUGCCACCAUCAACAUGGAUGGCACUGCACUCUAUGAAGCCGUGGCAGCUGUGUUUAUUGCACAGCUGAAUGGCUUGGACUUGAGCAUUGGGCAGAUCAUCACCAUCAGUAUCACAUCCACAGCUGCCAGCAUUGGAGCUGCUGGCGUGCCGCAGGCUGGCCUGGUGACCAUGGUGAUCGUGCUGAGUGCUGUAGGCCUGCCUGCUGAGGAUGUCACCCUCAUCAUCGCUGUGGACUGGCUCCUGGACCGGUUCAGGACCAUGGUGAACGUUCUGGGAGAUGCAUUUGGGACCGGCAUUGUGGAGAAGCUCUCCAAGAAGGAGUUGGAGCAGAUGGAUGUUUCAUCUGAAGUCAACAUCGUGAACCCCUUUGCUUUGGAACCCACAAUCCUUGAUAGCGAAGACUCGGAUACCAAGAAGUCCUACGUCAAUGGCGGCUUUGCAGUGGACAAAUCUGAUACCAUAUCAUUCACCCAGACCUCACAGUUCUAG